AUGUCCUCUAGUUUGGAGUACAGAGAUAGAGAAAGGCAGAGAAAACGAGAAAGUAGGCGGCAAGCAAGCCAAGCCCAACGGGAGAGGGAGCGGCAGAGAGCUAGAGAAAGGAGACGAAACUGCUCUGAUGAGCAGCGGGAGAGGGAGCAAGGGAGAAACAGAGAAAGGAGGCACAAUUUUACUGACGAGCAACGGGAGAGGGAGCAAGAAAGAAACAGAGAAAGGAGGCGNUCGCUCACUUAUAGUACAACUUUCAUUUCACAUUUUAACCAAGUGUCAGUGAAAAUGUCAUAGCGGAGCUCCGCGCGCGAAGCGCGCCCGCGGAGCACCAUGGGUAAAUAAAUCUACCCAUCCCAGAAAAUUUGGUAAUCACGUGACCGACCGACCGACCGACCGACCGACCGUCCGUCCGCACCACAGGCAAACCAAUGCAAAAUUUCGGGCAGUCUGUGAGUGCAUAUAGUUUUUGGCGCGAAAACAAAGGGCCGCCCGCGUUUCGUGAAGCAUAAACAACUGAAAACUUCAGCGAAGUCAACUCAGAAGAAAAAGAAAUUUUUCGUAUCGGUUAAGCACCGCGCAAUUCCGCAAUUCUUGUAUCUUAUUUAUUAUGUCCUCUAGUUUGGAGUACAGAGAUAGAGAAAGGCAGAGAAAACGAGAAAGUAGGCGGCAAGCAAGCCAAGCCCAACGGGAGAGGGAGCGGCAGAGAGCUAGAGAAAGGAGACGAAACUGCUCUGAUGAGCAGCGGGAGAGGGAGCAAGGGAGAAACAGAGAAAGGAGGCACAAUUUUACUGACGAGCAACGGGAGAGGGAGCAAGAAAGAAACAGAGAAAGGAGGCGCAAUUUUACUGACGAGCUACGGGAGAGAGAACAGGAAAGAAGCACAGAAAGAAGGCGCAGUUUUACAAACGAGCAACGGGAGAGGGAGCAAGAACGAAACAGGGAAAGAAGGCGCAAUUUUACUGACGAGCAACGGGAGAGGGAGCAAGAAAGAAGCAGAGAAAGGAGGCGAAAUUUCACUGAAGAGCAACUGGAUAAUGAACGAGAAAGAGUAAGAGAAAAUAGACGCCGAACUAGCGACGAGCGGCGAAGAAGGGAGCGAGAAACAGCAAGGGAAAACAGGCGUCGUAUAAGCUUAAGCUUAAACGAAAACGAACGGGAAGGAGGAGAAGGUGAGUGACUUUCUUCAAAUUUUUUAUGUAUCGAAUGCAGGGCGUUUUGGCUUCUCUAAAAACGUUAAACUCAUACAGAGGUUGUCUGUUGUUUUGUUUGUUUAACCAAUCCGAGCUUACGUCACUUGUCACGUAGUGUCGAGUUUCAGAGGAGAUGAACACGAAGUCGGAGACCAUUGAAUUUAACAAAGAUAUUACAUUAUAAUGCUCAUCGAUGUAUUCAUUAUCCAAUCUUUUUGGUGCGGAAAACCCAAGGUAAUCUUGAAAUUGUGCAAGUGAUGUAAUUUCAUCAAGAAUUUACAUUUCCUUAACCAUAAUCUGCCUUUUUGUUCUGUCCGAUGCGACCGUGCCUUGAAUCGCUGAAUGAAUGAAAACUUCCUAUCUUGAAUUUUAUUUGUCAUGUAAGCUUUUAAAAUUUGGCGCGACUCUGGCCUCCGUGACAGGAGAAAAUUAUUUAGUGUUAGAGGAUCCCGUGAAAGCGUUGUAUUCUCAAAAGUGUAAAGUUGGGGUAUCACUGUUGCAUCCUUCAGGGGCACCCAACGACAAUUUUCGGAAAAUAUCUGUUCGGAAGACGAUUUGAGAUCUAGAAUUUUCGUAACAUUUGCUGUAAAAUUUCUUGCUUGCCUGGCUCUCCUAGGAUUUUCGAACUUCUAAAAAAUGGUAUAAUUGCCCAUUUUUAACGAAUUUUAACCCUUAAAAGGUCACCUAGAAUUUUCGGGAGCCUUUUUUCUGGCUGAAAUUUUCGAAAAGGUAAAUUUUGAUUCCUAUAAUUUUCGGAUCACUAGACUUUCAGCUAGGAAAUCCGAACAGAUAAAAAAUUUCUAGGGAAUAAAAAUAUGCCUAUAUCUACCGUUUAAAUACUAAAAUACGUUUAACAAUGCUAUGUUUUACUGGUUUUGAACUCUAUUCUCGUUGGGUGCCCCUGAUCCUUGUGCCCGGCGGACACUGUAGAUUGAGACUGAAAAUGUUUUGCCCUGGUUUUCCCAAUGCUUGUUGAAAGAGCUCAUUUCAUACAGAUUGUUCGGGUUCAUGCAUGCCCCUUGUUUUCUUUGUUCAGGGUAAACAGAAUUUAAAGGAGCAAUUUGGCUGGCUAAUCUCCCUCAUGCAAUUGAAAUAACUUUUCUUUUAUAAGUAUUUAGGCUUUUCCCUGUUGUAGAUAUCUAUCUUCUUAUGUUUUAUGUAAAUUAAAGGAGUUCAUAAGCCAGUGCUCGAAAUUGUUUUUGCCGGUCAUGUUGGCAGGGGAAUUUUCGCGUUAAGGUCAUGUCUUCUUUUUGACCAGACCCAAGUUUACCUGCCAAACAAAUUAUAGCUGGGACCGGUCAAAAUACAGUAAAAAGUCCCUGGUAAGAAUCUGCAUUUUCCCACAGCCUGAACAGGUUUCUUAAAAAAAUAUAGUUAUUGGGUAUUUUUUCUAAAGUAACAUAGGUUCUUAUUUUCUGAAGGAAAAAGUAUUGUAGGUAUAAGAGUACUUAAUCUUCAAUGGGGUGUUGUCUACCAAAGAGAUUCUUGAAUAUUUUUCAAGUGAAAAGAGGUUUUUCUUAUAGAUUUAAGAGAAUAUGAAUGUCUUACAAAUAAAUAGAAUUGGGCUAAGCAGGUUGUGAGGGGGCCUAACUGGCAAAAUAUAGCCUAACAGCGGGUUCUCAGUCACAGGUUAAUACUGUAUUGAAAACAUUGCACUUUGCAGUAAACAGGAAAAUUAAGACAAAAAAAUGUCCCCAUAAAUGCUCAAAAACUCCUUAAUUGUAUUGCAAGAUGGGGAAAUACUGAAUUUUAGUCCAAACAUAAUCAUGUUAUUACCCAUUUUUGAGUGCAGUUAUCAAGUUAUGAAAGCAACAUUUCUUUAAAAGACAAUGAGCUAGAACAUGUAAAAGUAGUUAUUUCAAUUUUCAGGUACUUAAUGUUGCCAGCUAUUUAAAUCUAGACCGGACAUAGUACAUUGACUGAACAUAAUUUUAAGCCUUGACAGUCUGUAUUCUUUUCCUUGUGGAUUAAUUGCUUUUAACUCUAACAGUACCUAUUAACUUGAUUAAGAGCCAAGUAUUUCAUUCAUUGGAGGGUACAGUGUAUUAAAUUCCCAGUGAUACUGUCAGUCUCAGGUUGUGUACAUUUUAUUUGAUUUCCCGCAAGAGUUAAAGCAGAAGUCACAACUUCUGGCUCUGAGUAUUGUUCCGACGUUUGUUUUCUUUGGACAAUAGGUUUAUGCAUAAGUAAUGUUAAUGGGGCGAGGGAAAAUCCUUCCUCAACUAAAGGUUUUUAAAAUCUUCUCUUCUUAGCCUUGGAAGAAGAUGAAAGUGAGGUCCUCCAAGUUGAAUGUAGGAUGGAAUGCUCUCUUGUAGGUGAACAAGAGCAAAGACAUUCAGCAGGUAUAUACUGAUAUAGUUGAUUAUGGUAGAUGGUAUUUAUUUUGAAAGUUAAUAAUAUACAGGAAAAAAAGUUUGAACUGCAUUGCCUUAGAGCACCAUUGCAGUUUUCAAUUAACACAGUGCAAAAACGAGGAAACACAAAUGCAGAAAGCAAAAUAAUGCAAAUUUCUCAGAUAAUGAAAAACCGUGAUUGGCUAAUAAACGUUAAUUGAAAUAAAGAUCAGAACCAAUCAGGUGCGUACAUCGGGAAGCAUGCAUAGUUAAUUUUAUCCUUUUUCUUUUGUAGUUAACACUUUUUUUCCUUACACUUUAUUUUAUAAAUGUACUUGAUUAUUUUUAUUUAUUUAUUCAUUGUGGGUUGUGUUUUAUUUUAUUGUUGUCACCAAGAUUUUAAAAUAUACACCUAUUUCAAUUAAGGUUGCUCCUGUGAACCAUGUUUCAUAGCCUGCAGGGGACCAUGGUAAACCCUUUUGUAGUGGGAAGUUCAGUCUUGUUCAUGUUCAUUGAAAUAAUGGAGACCAUUUGUGAGAAGGCGUUCAAGAGAGCUUUCAAGUCAAAUGGCUUCUAAAAAUCUUAAGCAUGAGCGAGCUGAAGAAUUUCAUUUUUAAGAUUUUUAAAAUGUCACAGUAAGAAAUUAGAAGUCUCCUUUUAACAACAUCAAAUGGAUAGGGUUUUACCGCCUGAUUAAGCUGCACUUUUGCAUAGGCCAGAAUGCUGGUUAUUUCAAUAAAGCAAAUCAACGCUAUAUUCUUUUUUAAUUCAGUUUUCCAAAAAGUUGCCUCAAGAAUAGAUGAACGCAUAAUGUUAAGUUAUUUAUUGUAAUUAAACAAAUGCCUUGAAUUUUUUUUUAACUCAAAAAAUUCCCAUGUGCACAGGCCGAGCAAACUUGAUGAAACUUUGCAACAUUUGCAUAUUACCACAGAGAAAAACCUAACCUCAAAUCACUGUCUUAAAUUAAAAGGCGUAGGAUUCAUUGUUUUGAAAUACAUUUUCUUAACGUUCUGCUGACAUAACAUAGAAGUGUCAGCAGCCUUUGCUAUCUAGGUUUCUAGGUUCGUUGCGGGAAAAUAAUUUACUAGACUUUCCACAAUAAUGCACUGCAGGGCUAUGAAACAUGGAUCAUGCAUCAUGCAUCAUUCUUCUCUGAAGCAACCUUAAUUGAAAUAGGUGUAUACAAAGGUGUGUGUGUGUGUGACAAAUAGAUAUUUUUUUUGAGGGACUUAAAAGAGCAGCUAUAUAAUUCAUUAAUGAUAAGGCCUUUUCUCAUGUAUUUCAAGCAUUGCUGUUGUGCUUAAUAUGACAAGACAUCAUGUCUGUAUAGUUAAUUCUGCUGACUGGUUUGUGGGUUUUUUUGUUUUGUUGGCAUUUGAUUGUACAUAUUAUGGGAAAAGGUACCUUUAAGUUUGUAUUACUUUGAUUUACACACAGUUAAAAAUACAUUGAAUUCAUAUAGAGAUAAUUAUUUUUCCUAAUUAUAAUUGAUGAUUAGUAAUUGAUUGGUUUGGUCACUCUGAUUAUUUGAUGACUGAUUUAUGAAAUCUCGGUCAAUAUCACCACUUAGAAAUGAUUGUCAAGCCUUGUUGUAUUAUCUUAAGUUUGGAAAGUAUAUGGUGUAUUUUUUUUUGAAAUCAGGUUUUGAGAACAUUUCAAAAGAUACAGCAUUGUAAUAAUAACAAUGCUUGUACAGUGACACAAGCAGUUCUUAAGGGUGCAAAGAAACUCAGUUUUAGAGUUUGACCUAUUUGGGCAGGCUGUAGUGUGCAUUUAUUAGCCCAAGAGUCACAGCUUUUUUUAUUGUGCUUCACCAGUUCCUGCAAUUGAAUACCAAAAAAAAUUCACUUAUCCCUCAAGCAAGAUAAAAAAUACAAUCCACCAGCCCCAUACCUUAUAUUAAUUGUGUAGUUGGUAAAUACAAAUAAUUCAUUCACUAGGAGAAGAGUUGGAAAGGGACACUCCCGUAGUAGAAAAUGGCCCAGUUGAGGGAGCAAGCAAUUCGCAGGGAACGCAGCAAUCUCUUCCAGAAGAAAAUAAUUAUAGCCAGUUAGAAGGUGACCGUCUCAUUGCUAGGGCAAGGGUAGUUGGUGUGGACUAUGAGUUUGCAAAGCCUGGUGUAGUGGAAACAGAGGAUGACAGGAGAAAAAGAAAGCGGCGAAACCAAAGACGAAUAUCAGAACAAGAGAAAAGGUUGCAAGAAGUUGUUGGAGAUCUACCACCACCUCCACCAGCAGGUUCAAGUCAGCAAGAAGAUAAGGCGUACAGUGCUAUUCGUGCCUUUGAGGUGGAGCAGAUGACUUAUGCAUUCAGUUUUUGUGAGGUCUGCAAGGAACGACGACUGGAGUGCAAAGGCACAAGAAACAUGUGUACUCGCUGCAGGAGAGAUAAGAAGGUACCAAAAGUGUGGUCAGGUGAGAAUAACAUGGAUCCAAUGGCUGUUCCUGAGAUUUUGUCUGACAUGUCAGAUGCUGAGCAGAUGCUGAUAGCCAGGCUAGCACCCACCGUGCAUGUACACUUACUGAAGCAUGGAGGUAUCGCUUCAAAGGGGCAUUGCAUUGCAUUCCCACAGGCUGUGCAAGAACCGGCAACUAUUCUUCCACGACUACCGGCAGAGGUGGAUAUCAUACGCGUGAGAAGACAAGGAAAAGAUGAUACCCAUAAGGACUUCAGGGUUAGAAGACACCGUGUUGAGCGAGCCCUUCAUUGGUUGAAGGACAACAAUCCUGCUUAUGGUGAUGUUGUUAUUGAUGGCGCUCGCAUAGNUCUUAAAUUAAAAGGCGUAGGAUUCAUUGUUUUGAAAUACAUUUUCUUAACGUUCUGCUGACAUAACAUAGAAGUGUCAGCAGCCUUUGCUAUCUAGGUUUCUAGGUUCGUUGCGGGAAAAUAAUUUACUAGACUUUCCACAAUAAUGCACUGCAGGGCUAUGAAACAUGGAUCAUGCAUCAUGCAUCAUUCUUCUCUGAAGCAACCUUAAUUGAAAUAGGUGUAUACAAAGGUGUGUGUGUGUGUGACAAAUAGAUAUUUUUUUUGAGGGACUUAAAAGAGCAGCUAUAUAAUUCAUUAAUGAUAAGGCCUUUUCUCAUGUAUUUCAAGCAUUGCUGUUGUGCUUAAUAUGACAAGACAUCAUGUCUGUAUAGUUAAUUCUGCUGACUGGUUUGUGGGUUUUUUUGUUUUGUUGGCAUUUGAUUGUACAUAUUAUGGGAAAAGGUACCUUUAAGUUUGUAUUACUUUGAUUUACACACAGUUAAAAAUACAUUGAAUUCAUAUAGAGAUAAUUAUUUUUCCUAAUUAUAAUUGAUGAUUAGUAAUUGAUUGGUUUGGUCACUCUGAUUAUUUGAUGACUGAUUUAUGAAAUCUCGGUCAAUAUCACCACUUAGAAAUGAUUGUCAAGCCUUGUUGUAUUAUCUUAAGUUUGGAAAGUAUAUGGUGUAUUUUUUUUUGAAAUCAGGUUUUGAGAACAUUUCAAAAGAUACAGCAUUGUAAUAAUAACAAUGCUUGUACAGUGACACAAGCAGUUCUUAAGGGUGCAAAGAAACUCAGUUUUAGAGUUUGACCUAUUUGGGCAGGCUGUAGUGUGCAUUUAUUAGCCCAAGAGUCACAGCUUUUUUUAUUGUGCUUCACCAGUUCCUGCAAUUGAAUACCAAAAAAAAUUCACUUAUCCCUCAAGCAAGAUAAAAAAUACAAUCCACCAGCCCCAUACCUUAUAUUAAUUGUGUAGUUGGUAAAUACAAAUAAUUCAUUCACUAGGAGAAGAGUUGGAAAGGGACACUCCCGUAGUAGAAAAUGGCCCAGUUGAGGGAGCAAGCAAUUCGCAGGGAACGCAGCAAUCUCUUCCAGAAGAAAAUAAUUAUAGCCAGUUAGAAGGUGACCGUCUCAUUGCUAGGGCAAGGGUAGUUGGUGUGGACUAUGAGUUUGCAAAGCCUGGUGUAGUGGAAACAGAGGAUGACAGGAGAAAAAGAAAGCGGCGAAACCAAAGACGAAUAUCAGAACAAGAGAAAAGGUUGCAAGAAGUUGUUGGAGAUCUACCACCACCUCCACCAGCAGGUUCAAGUCAGCAAGAAGAUAAGGCGUACAGUGCUAUUCGUGCCUUUGAGGUGGAGCAGAUGACUUAUGCAUUCAGUUUUUGUGAGGUCUGCAAGGAACGACGACUGGAGUGCAAAGGCACAAGAAACAUGUGUACUCGCUGCAGGAGAGAUAAGAAGGUACCAAAAGUGUGGUCAGGUGAGAAUAACAUGGAUCCAAUGGCUGUUCCUGAGAUUUUGUCUGACAUGUCAGAUGCUGAGCAGAUGCUGAUAGCCAGGCUAGCACCCACCGUGCAUGUACACUUACUGAAGCAUGGAGGUAUCGCUUCAAAGGGGCAUUGCAUUGCAUUCCCACAGGCUGUGCAAGAACCGGCAACUAUUCUUCCACGACUACCGGCAGAGGUGGAUAUCAUACGCGUGAGAAGACAAGGAAAAGAUGAUACCCAUAAGGACUUCAGGGUUAGAAGACACCGUGUUGAGCGAGCCCUUCAUUGGUUGAAGGACAACAAUCCUGCUUAUGGUGAUGUUGUUAUUGAUGGCGCUCGCAUAGAGAAUUUACCGGAAGAUGGUGAACUGCCGAAUUUGAGGACUGUUGAGUUCUCUGAAACAGAACGCACAGAUGACCGAGGCCCUGCACCACAACAAUUGGAUGCUGGGGAUACAGACAGUACUGAUGACUCAACAGUCUCUGGAAUUAUUCUUCCAGAGCCUGGAGUAAAUGUGCAAGCACAAGUAGAAGCAGCCAUAAAUGAAGUUGUUUCUGAACCUCUGGAAGGUGAAGCUGGAGAAGCACAACGAAAUGUGCAACGACCAGUGAUCCCUUGGCCGACCACAGGCACAACGCCAGCAUCAGAGUUUACCACUCCCUACUUUUUUACGAUGGCAUUUCCUUGCUUGUUUCCUCAUGGAAAGGGUGAUUUCCACAUAAACCGUCCAGUGACGUGUCCAACACUGCAUAACUGGGCAGAGCACCUGCUGUGGUACCAAGACGGAAGGUUUGCGAGGCAUAAAGUCUGGAAGUUUGUUGUCCACAAUAUGAUCAUGAGGAAGCGUGCCCUGGAACAGAGUCGGUUCUUUGUUGAUCAGCAACUUGGUGACCCACAAAUAACUGUU
Messenger RNA from Porites evermanni, 8661 nucleotides. NCBI's taxonomy places the organism in Eukaryota, Metazoa, Cnidaria, Anthozoa, Scleractinia, Poritidae. The record is from the annotation of a GenBank genome assembly.